ACCAAAAACCUAAACCCUAAUUUUAAAAAUUAGCCUCAAUUUCACUAAUUUUAGUUCGAUAAUUGUUGAAUUAUUAUCCAAUUUGGACUCUAUUAUCUUUGUAUUGGCUUUGAUCAAUGGGCUGUGACUCGGAAGCGAAGUCUCUAGCACCGGGGUUCAGAUUUCACCCGACCGAUGAGGAGCUGGUCUGGUACUACUUGAAGAGGAAGAUUCUGAACAAGCCGUUCCGGUUCGACCCGAUCUCCGUCACCGAUAUCUACAAGUCUGAGCCGUGGGAUCUCCCUGAUAAGUCGAGGUUAAAAAGUAGGGACUUGGAGUGGUAUUUUUUCAGUAUGUUGGAUAAGAAGUAUGGCAAUGGGUCGAGGACAAACCGAGCCACUGAGAAAGGUUACUGGAAAACAACUGGAAAGGAUCGAGUUAUACAUCAUAACACUCGGAUUGUUGGAAUGAAGAAGACCCUUGUUUAUCACAGGGGGAGGGCUCCACGUGGUGAACGCACCAAUUGGGUCAUGCACGAGUACCGGCUGACUGAUGAGGAAUUGGAGAAAGCUGGAGUCGCACAAGAUGCAUUUGUUCUGUGUAGGAUAUUUCAGAAGAGUGGAUCAGGGCCAAAGAAUGGGGAGCAGUAUGGGGCGCCAUUUGUUGAGGAGGAAUGGGAGGAUGAUGAUGUGGUUGAGGCAGCAUAUAUGCCAGGUCAAGAGAUGGUGGCUGAUGAAAUAGCAGUUGGUGAUGAUUCAUAUUUUGAAACGAAUGACCUUGACCAGAAACUUGAUUCCGCCAACCAAUCUGACAAUGCUUAUCUUCCAUCCAAUUUCUAUUAUGGGGAUUCAAGCAACCAUGUUGAGCAUUCUGAGGACUUGAGCAAUUAUGAUCAGAAGCCCAUAAUAGGCGUGGGUGAAACACCAGUUCCACAGCUGCAAGUUGAGCAGAAUUUCUGUGAUUUACCAGAGCAGUAUGAGUUCAAUGCGAGACCAGUGGAAAAUGAAUAUAUCAUUGAAUCAAACAACAAUGUUGGUCCCGGUGAUGUUAACUAUUUGCUUGAUGAGCCUUACUUGGAUGCUACUGAUAAUCUGCCAUUCAAUGAUGGGUUAUACCUGGAAGCUAAUGAUCUUUCAAAUAACAUCGAGGCAGAUUCAGGAGGUUUUGACAUGGUGGAUGAGUACCUUAAUUACUUUGAUGCUAAUGAUGACAACUCAGAAUAUCUCACUUUUGAUGCUUCUGAAAUUAUGGAGGGCGGAAACAAUGUUUCUGACAUCACACCACUCUUAAGCCCGAAGCAGGUGAAUGGAGUAACUGAGCAAGUGCCCAUGGCUAGCCAUAUGUCUGAAACACAUGGUAGCAAUGAGGCGUCUACUUCAAAUCAAAAGCCAGAGACCACAGAAUUCGAACCAGAUACCAAGUACCCAUUCCUCAAACAGGCCAGUCAAAUGUUGGGUGGCAUUUCUGCACCUCCUGCAUUUGCUGCUGAAUUCCCAACAAAGGAAGCAGCUAUUCGGCUCAAUUCUUUGGCACAAUCUUCCAGUUCUGUUCGUGUUACUGCUGGUAUGAUCAGAAUAAGAAACAUGACUUUAACUGGCACUGGGGUGGACUGGUCAAUGGGAAAAAAUGGGAAUGUCAAUAUUGUAUUUUCAUUCAACGUGUUGCAAAGUGAUGUCAGUCCAGUCAACUCGGUGCUUUCUGGUAAGACGACAGGAUCGGUGGUUUCCCGGAGCUUGUUCUUCUUGAUGUGCUUUUGGGUCCUAAUUCUUACAUUGAGUUAUAAGAUGUGUUCCCAUGUUUAUUCCAAGUGAAGCAGUGGCACGACAACUGGUAUUUGCAGGUUGAAGGUUAAGUUAUUAGGUUAAUUGGUAGUGAAAACUGGUUAUAGAUUAACUUAGACAGCAUUUUGCUGCAGAUAUGUUAUUUAAUUAAAAUGUUAACUGCCAAACUGAAUUGGCAUCUUAUACCUAUAUUUUUCCAUUUGUAAUCUUUCACAUCCUUACUAUACACAAAAUCUUUUGUUUUUUCGUUGCUUUCAAUACUAGUUGUGUUUUGAAGUGACAUGUUAUUUGCA
Pistacia vera is the source of this 2053-nucleotide messenger RNA. RefSeq names its product NAC domain-containing protein 78. Lineage: Eukaryota; Viridiplantae; Streptophyta; Magnoliopsida; Sapindales; Anacardiaceae. Gene Ontology annotation, molecular function: DNA binding. The record is from RefSeq and is a predicted model, not a curated record. The coding region runs from base 117 to 1790 and encodes 557 amino acids. The transcript has 6 exons. Gene Ontology annotation, biological process: regulation of DNA-templated transcription.